Dunckerocampus dactyliophorus (ringed pipefish) is the source of this 11506-nucleotide messenger RNA. Its product is annotated as IgGFc-binding protein. Gene Ontology annotation, molecular function: protein binding. The record is from RefSeq and is a predicted model, not a curated record. The transcript has 26 exons. NCBI's taxonomy places the organism in Eukaryota, Metazoa, Chordata, Actinopteri, Syngnathiformes, Syngnathidae. The coding region runs from base 129 to 11474 and encodes 3781 amino acids.
AAUAAGGUGCACUAAUUGACAUAAAUUAGCGUCUUGCUAACAGUGUGUCGUCUGCCCAACAAUGGCGCUAGCAUAAAAUUCCCGUUAAAACAAAUCAAUGUACUGUAAUUUUGUUGUUCCAGUGCAAGAUGAUGCAGUUUGUUCUCCUGCUUCAGGUCUCCCUGGUGGGCCUCGGUUUCUCAGUGGCCAGUCCAGGUCGGGAUUUUCUCAUGAGGUUUCCACCUCAUAAUGAUCCCAAAGCAAAUGCUCGCCAUCAAGUAACCAUCACAGCCACUAGCAUUUGGACUUCAGUCACAGUGAAGGUUCUGCAAAGUGACUUCACACGACACAUCUCUCUUGCUGCCAGCCAAUCAGAAACUGUUAACCUGCCUUUAUCUGUGGGCACAGCCAGUGCUCAUUCCUCCUUGCUCCUCAGUGUGACAUCUGUACAGCCUGUUACAGUUCUUGCCUCAUUCUGCACCCAGACCGGAUGUGAGCAUAGCCUCCUCCAUGAUGUGUCAUCCUGGGGUGCCAACUAUUAUCCAGUUACUCCAAACUUCCCCAGUCAGAUGGCUGUCAGUGAAAUGGUGGUCACCAGCUCGGAUCAAGAGACAUCAGUGGACAUUUUCCUCUCAGGGGAAGUGGUCUUUAAUGGAGAUUCAUACCGCAAUGGAAGUGUCCUUAAUUUGCAUUUAGGGGCGUUUGAGAGCCUCUACCUCCAAAGUAAUUUCAGCCUUUGUGGCUCGGAGCUUUACUCACAAGAACCUGUUGGGGUCAUAGUUGGUUUUACCUGCUUUGACCAUACAGUAGGAGAAUGCCUGUAUGGAUUUGCUGAACUUAAACCAGUCUCCAGUUGGAGUUUUGAAUAUUUUGUUCCCCGUGUUGUAAAUGCUGGAAUCAGCCCCAGCCUCCUGUUGGCUAUGACUAAAAUUAACGCUGAUCUGGAUGUCAUCACUAGAAGUGGGAAGAAAAACUUGUCUUUACGUGGCGGUGUUAUGAAGACCAUCCCAGUUGUCGCAUCAGAUAAUGUUUACAUAUUGAGUGAUGUCCCACUUCAGCUUAUUUACUUCAGACAUGACAUUGAGCAGCGUGCUUCAACUCUCACAGCACUGCUCUCUGUGGAAGAUAUCUGCCACAGUGGACCCAUGUUUGAUGCAGAGGAUAUUAGUUCACAUCCAGAUGACACGUCUAAUAUAAAGCAUAUUAAGGCUGUCGUUGAACUUUCCCAUGAGCACGCCUUUACUCCAACAAUGGCAAACAAUGAGUCCAGUUCUACUUAUGUAGAUGUGGGACACUAUCUGAACACUAUGAACAAAGAGUUGUAUCCAUCAGUAUGUGAAAAAAAUAAAUCGUGUGAUUUGCACUGUGGCCGCAAACAAAAGUGCUUCAUAAAAAAUGGAAAUCCAUCCUGUUCUUCCAAAACUAAGAUAUGCUCUGCGUGGGGUGAUUCAUAUUAUCGCACCUUUGAUGGAACAUUUUUUGUCCUCCUUGGAAACUGUAACUACACCUUAGUUCAAACCACCUGUGCAGGGUUAAAUACGUCUUCUCCACUGCAGGUUAAUAUAGCCAGAGCAUAUUUAAAUGGUGCCAUUGUCUCCAGCAUCCACAGCGUGGAAAUAAAAAUCAAAGGAUUUAAUAUAUCCAUGUUUAAAGGAGAGCGAAAUCAAAUUAGGGUUAAUGGACAUAGAAGGUACCUGCCUCUCACUUUCGGUGAUGGUUACCUGAAAAUAUAUCCAAGUGGUCUCGGUGUUGUUCUGGACACUUCAUUUGGCAUGACUCUGCAGUAUGACUGGCUUCAUAAUUUCCAGGUUGAAGUAAGCCCAGAACUGCAUGGAGUUCUGUGUGGGCUUUGUGGAAGUGCCAGUGACAGCCUUGCAGAUGGCAUCAUUGCCUCUAAUGGGCCUACAGAUCCCAGAGCUGUGGAUCUUACCCUCCCCUGGGUUUUGGACAGCAACGCAGGCUCAUGUAUGGAAGACUGUGGACGCGGCCCAUGUCCAGUGUGUAGCCAAAGUACAAUUCGGUCUUACCCAGGCAUUAAAGAUGGCUCCCCUGAGAACAAAUGCACUUUACUGAAGAGGACUGAUGGACCCUUUAGUGACUGUCACUUAUAUAUUGAUCCUCAGCCUUUUGUUCUUAGUUGUGUGAACAACCAGUGUCUCGGCGAAGGAACUGCUUCGAUGUGUAAGGUCUUAAUGGCCUAUGCCAAAAUCUGCCAAAGGGCCGGUGGCAGGAUUCAAAACUGGAGAUCAAUUGCCAAGUGCCAUCUGGCUUGUCCUGAAAAUAGCCAUUAUGAGGCGUGUGGUUCUGCCUGCCAGCCAACAUGCGCUAAUCCAGAGGCCCAACGUAUCUGCUCCCUACCAUGUGUGGAAUCAUGCCAGUGCAACAGGGGAUAUCUGCUAAGUGAUGGCAAGUGUGUCUCGCCUAGUAAGUGUGGUUGUGUCCACAAUGGCUCUUACCAUCUCCCUAUGAAGACCUUCUGGUUGGACAAACAGUGUCAUGAGAAAUGUGUUUGCCAGCCUCACUCCAAGACUGUUAUGUGCACUCAGUCUCACUGCCAGACCGGCAAAGUCUGCAAGGUGAUAAAUGGACUCUCUGGCUGCCACGCAGAUGGACCUGGUCUGUGUAUAGCAAAAGGAGAUUCUCACUAUACCACCUUUGAUGGCCGCAAGUUUGACGUUCACGGAAACUGCAGUUAUUUACUCACAUCUCACUGUCCCACCUGGGGAGACCUGCAAGACUUCAGGGUUGAGGUUCAGAACCAUAUUAGUCAGACUGCCAAUUUUUCCUUUCGACGUGUGAAAUUGUCAGUUGCUGGUUAUUCCAUUGAGGUGUCAAAUGAAUGGAGUAACAAGAUCAUGGUGAAUGGUCUGCUCCUGAAUCUACCAUCUGUUUUGAGCCGAGGCAAAGUAAUGCUGUAUCUGAAAGGCCAAUCCAAGCGUAUAGAGACAGACUUUGGUGUUGUUGUAACGUACAGCUCAGACACCCUAACUGUGACAAUGCCCAGGGUUUUCUCUGGUAAUUUAUGUGGACUGUGUGGGAACUUCAAUGAAAAUUCUGAGGAUGACUUGGUACCAGAUGAUACAUUUGAUAUAGUUCAAGCUGUGAGGCAAUGGCGAACAAGCCAUGAACAUGAAUGUUUGGAUGCCCCCAUUAACACCUCAGGCUGCAGUCAACAAGAGCAGGCUCUUUAUCAGGGCAAGGAUUUCUGUGGCAGGUUAUUGGAUCCUGAGGGGGCAUUCCAGAGCUGCCACAACAUGGUGGAUCCCCAAGACUUCUAUGAUAACUGUGUUUAUGACCUUUGCAAUGGGAAUCAGAUGGCCUUGUGCCAGAUCCUGUCCAGCUAUGUUGCAGUAUGUCAAGAAGUGGGAACUUUAGUUGAUAAAUGGCGGGGGUCCAACUUCUGUUCAAUCACCUGCCCACCUAACAGUGAAUACCACCUCUGUUCCAGUCACAAGUCUGCUUGUGUACAAAUCCCAAGUCCUCUUUCAGAGGGCUGCAAGGAGGGUUGUUUUUGCAAGCCUGGGUUUUUCCACAGUGGUGGGGAAUGUGUAGCAAACUCUGAAUGUGGCUGCAGUCAUAAUGGGGUUUACCACAAAAUUCAUGAAAACUUCCACCCUGAUGAAAACUGCCUUCAGUCCUGCCUGUGUGUGGGCCGCAAUGAAGUGCAAUGUACAAACCAUACGUGCACAGCUGGAACCAAAUGUGCCAUCAAACAUGGCCUGCGGGCAUGCCAUGCCUCACAAUUGAAAUGUACAGUCAUGGGUGAAAGGCACGUCCAGACUUUUCAUGGACAUCUCUUUGAUGUGAACAUAGGAAGUUGGUCAUAUCUCCUUUUCCAGCUUUGUGAUGAUCCUGGACUUUCUGCUGUUAUCCAGCAAGGCCAACUAGACCUCAGAGUUUAUGGCAUGAUCCUAAUAUUGACCAGGAAGCAUUUGGAGAAAGUAAAGAUUAAUGGUGUUCUAAUGACCCUUCCUGUUCAUAUAAAUGGCGUAGCAGUACUGCUCUCUGGCUCACUGACCCGUGUCGUUUGCCCUGACAUUGGGGUUGUGGUCAUCUAUGGAGGACCUAAUCUGAUACAAAUAACUAUUCUAGCGACUCAUAAAAGACUUUGUGGCUUGUGUGGAAAUGCUGCUACAGAUGACCAAGGAAGUCUGAUGUCGGAUCAGUCCAAAACGCCAUCUUCCUGGUGCCUUUCACCUGCAACACAUUGCACUGUUGAAUGUCAUAACUGUUCUCAAUGCAACUCUACCAAGGAAUUUGCCUCAGAUAGCCUCUGUGGCAUGCUUCUGGCUCCUGAAGGGUCGUUUGGUGGAUGCCAUUCUACUGUGGACCCGAUGCCAUUUUUCCAGAACUGUGUGAAUGACCUGUGCAGGUCUAAUAACGAUGAAUUGCUAUGUGAUAGCUUGAGACUUUACACGUUUGCCUGCCAGGAUGCAGGAGCUGAGAUCAAACCUUGGAGGGGAGAUAAAUGUGCACUUUCAUGCCCUAAGCACUCCUACUACAAUAUAUGUGUUGGUGCAUGUUCUGAGUCCUGUGCUGUUUUAUCUGAUGUACCCUGUCCAUGGCCCUGCUAUGAAGGAUGUCAAUGUGACUCAGGAUACAAGCAGAGUGGAAGUAACUGUGUCAGACCCGAGCAAUGUGGCUGUUUUUUUGGUGGGCAGUACCAUAAGGUUGGAGAACUGCUGUGGAAUGAAGGCUGCUCGAAGCGGUGUAACUGCUGUUACACUGCCACUCUGUGUUGCGAACCAGCCUCUUGCCCCAAGGGGCAGAGCUGCGUCCUUAAUGAAACCUGGCACUGUGCAGAGAAAAAUUUGUCCUGCCCAAUGAAUAGCCAUUAUGAGUCCUGUGGGACAGCCUGCCCUGCAACCUGUAAAGCCAAUUUCAAUUCAUCCUGCACUCUGGCUUGUGUGGAGGGAUGUCAGUGUGACCCUGGAUUUGUUCUGGACGGCGAUACCUGUGUCCACCCAUCUCAGUGUGGCUGUACUUACAAUGGACAUAGUUACCACCACAAUGAGACCUUUUGGGGUGAUGAUUCAUGCACUCGACAGUGUGUGUGUGACCCCUACACCCACCAAGUGGAUUGCCAUGUGGCUUAUUGUGACCCUGAAGAAUACUGUGAUGUUCAGGAUGGAGUCGGACGUUGUGUGAAGCAUGACUUUCAGAUGUGCAUCUACACUGGUCAUCGCAUACUUACCUUUGACCAACGUGGCUAUAAUUUCUUUGGCACCUGCCAGUAUCAGUUAUUAGGAAUCUGUGAACAAAGGCAAGGUCUUGAUGUCUUCCAAGUGAACGUGCAGUCAGAUGGGCAUCUUCAGUCAACACAAAAUGUCUUAGUUGCCAUAAAUGGUCAGCUUCUGACGAUAGACAGUAAAAAUCCAGACAACAUAAAGGUUAAUGGCACAAAGAGGAACCUGCCAUUUUACCCCACCAACACUGCAUUGGUAUUUUCAUUAGGGCUGCACACUUACAUCUUCUCAGCAUCUGGCUUUGCCUUGAGUAUCAGCAAAGAAGGGACUGUCGUCAUUGAGCUCUCUAGUAAAUAUGCUAAUGCUACUUGUGGUAUGUGCGGUAACUUCAACUCUGACCCUGCUGAUGAUCUCACAGUAAAUGGCACACAAGAGCAUCUCACUCCUGAGCAAUUUGGGAAAGCUUGGAGAAGUGGACAGAACCACUGGUGUGUAGAAGGCUGUCUCGGUGGAAGCUGUCCAAAUUGUUCAUCUGAGGCUUUGGGCCGCUUCUCUGACGCUAAGGCUUGUGGGAAGAUUCUGGAAGUUAAUGGACCAUUCAGAGACUGUCAUAGCAAAGUGGACCCCUCCAGCUUUUACAAGAACUGCGUCAGUGACCUGUGUCUUUAUGGAGAUGUGCAGCCUGCAGUGUGUCACUCCCUGGCAGACUAUGCUGAUGUCUGCCUUUAUCACAAGGCUCUAGUUUAUGCCUGGAGGAGCCCUGAAUUUUGCUAUGAAUCCUGUCCCUCCAGCACCAUCUACAGCAUGAGUACCGCCCCAAUUCACAUUUGCAUUGGUUGGUACAACUACACAUUGGAGCUAUUUUCAAAUAUAGGGGAGAACUGCCUCUGUGAGGCAGGUUUAGUCCACAGUGGAAGUGGCUGUGUGCAUCCAAACAACUGUGGCUGCUUGCACUAUGGAGAAUACUUCACACCGGGGGAGGUGGUGUCUACAUGUGACCAAAGGUGUUUAUGUCAUCCCGGGGGAAAUUUGACUUGUGUUGAUGUGUCAUGUAGCGAGGAGGAAGAGUGUAAGCUUGUUGAAGGCGUUCAAGGUUGCCACCCCAAAGCUAAAAUGGCCUACUGCUCCAUUAAUGGAUCACAGUAUACCACGUUUGAUGGACGUGGAUUUGAAUUUCAUGGUUCAUGUAACUAUACUCUAGUAAAAACGUGCUCUCUGAAGGGCCUUGAUGUGGAGCCACUUUUCAUAACUGUGCGUGGUAACGGUGCAGGCAAACGCCUCCAUCUGCAAGUCAGUAACAUUACUUUUAAGAUAUCAACUGCUUAUCCCGGCAAAAUCCAAGUUAAUGGACUUGAUGACAACUUCACAUUCUCACAGAACAAUGUGACAGUGCUUCAGAAAAAUAAAUGGACAACAAUAAAGAUUGCACACUCUGUAGAGAUUAUUUCUGGCCUGCCUAACCACAUAGAGGUCAAGCUCCUGAAUAAUUAUCACCAGACGACAUGUGGUCUCUGUGGGAACUACAAUGAUGAUCCCUCAGAUGACAUGCAGUUACCCAAUGGCACCGCUGUCUCUAAUCCCAAUGUAUUUGGAACUGGAUGGAAAUUGUCUGACUCUGAAUCAUCAUGCAGAGACACAUGUGACAGUACUUGCCAACAGUGUCUAUCCCCUGUGCCAGAGUAUUCAUCGGACCUGUACUGUGGAGUUGUCAAUCAAUCAAGCGGACCCUUUUCCCUUUGUCACCCUCUAAUAUCUCCACAGAAAUACUAUUCGCUUUGCAUGAAUAACCUUUGUGUUGCACAAGGCCAAAAACGGGCUUUGUGUGAUGCACUAGAGGUAUAUGAGGCAGCAUGCAAAGUGGCUGGAGUCAGUGUUGACCCCUGGAGGAACAGCACAGGCUGUGCUUCAAAAUGUCCCCAAUUCAGCCAUUUCAGACGGUGUGCAAAUGUUUGCUCCUCCUUGUGUCCUGGGAUAAGUCAUGCUGUGCAGUGUCCCACACAGUGUGAGGAAGGAUGUGAGUGUGAAGCUCAGCACCUUUUUGAUGGCCAUGCAUGUGUGCCAGCUGAGCAGUGUGGCUGCAUGCACGAUGGGAGGAGAAUUAAGGUUUCUGAAAGCAAACUUCUACAAAACUGCACUGUUAACUGCACCUGUGGGCCUCCCCUUGUUUGUGAGGAGCACAAGUGUCCCCCACUUUACAGUUGUAUAGUUUUACAUGGAAUGGCUGGCUGCCACAAAGACGAGCAAGACCUCGAUCCCUGUGAGGGGAAAUGUGACAGGUCUGAGAGUUGCUACCUGAGCAAAGGUGAAGUUGUUUGUGAGAGCCGCCCGGGUCGGUGCUGGACAUGGGGAAGUCAGCACUACCGCACCUUUGAUGGCUUCAACUACGAUGUGGAUGGUACCUGCACAUAUCUGCUUUUGGGCAGCAAAGGUGACUCCUCUGGAGCUCCACCUUUCAGCGUGUCCAAGAAGACCACUUGCCAAGAAGCGUCCCCCAUGCAGUUGGUGACUAUACAAGUGUAUGGGUUCAUCAUAAAGCUUGCCGACGAGGACAGUGUACAUGUUAAUGGUGAAGUAAAUUAUAUUCCAAUUACUCUUCUUCGGGGAAAGAUUGACAUUUCAAACAAGGAUGGAAAAGCUCUACUAAAGACUGACUUUGGGUUGCAUGUAUUGUUUGACUGGAACACCACUAUUUUCAUCACACUAAACCCACAGUACAAAGGUAUUGUCUACGGGCUUUGUGGUAAUUUUAACGAUGAUCCACAAGAUGACUAUACAGCAAAUGUACCUGGUUCCCCUCCUGUCAACUCCACGCUUGUGGAGUUGGCCCAGGUCUAUCGCCUUUUUGAUGGCAAUCAUAAGUGUUGUACCGGUUGUAAACAGAAACUGGAUAUUGCUACAUUUCUGGAGGAUAUGGCCGAUGUAGAGGUUUCCAGUGAAAGUCACUGUGCUGAUCUCCUAUAUCCAACUGGUCAAUAUGCAUGGUGUCACAGUCUUGUCAACCCAGACCCUUUUCAUGGAAGUUGUGUAGGACUUGUGCCUAAAGUGGGAGCUAAAGCUGCUGUUGACCAGACUACGUCGUCUUAUUCCUUGGUUUGUAAAGAGCUUAAUGAGGACUUCCUCGUUGGAGUGCCAGUUUCUGUUCGCUGUCCACCAAACAGCCACUAUAAGACCUGUGGAUCAGCCUGUCCAAUAACCUGUGAACAUGGAGAGAGAUUCUGUAUUCAGGCUUGUGUUAAAGGCUGCUUCUGUAACCCGGGUUUCAUCGCAAGUCCAGAGGGUUGUGUGCCACCUAAGCAGUGUGGCUGCACAGACUCCAGAGGCAAAUACCACAGUCUAAACUCUGCUUUCUGGGUCCCAGAUGAUUGUGGACAACUCUGCACCUGUAGACCAGGAGGGAUGCACUGCAGCCCAUCCCAGUGUCCAAAAGGAAUGUCCUGCAACCAACUAACCCACAAGCGGGUGUGUCAACCUGACAAACCGCUGAAUUGUAGCGUUGUCACUGGGUUGCACUUUACAUCCUUUGAUGGACAUCGUUUUGACUUUAGGGACAGUUGUGCAUAUACAUUAGUUCAGACAAAAGCCACCCUAAAUGGACCUGAACCAUUCAGUAUCACCAUCUCUAAUGCAAGUUGCCACAACAAGUUUUCUCAUUGUCUAACUUUAACACUCUCCGUCUACGGUUUGGAAAUAGUAGUUGGUAAAGAAGACCCUGGAAAAGUUCUGGUUGAUGGGCUGCAAAAACUCUUACCAUACUCUCACCAAACAGGACAUUUCAAUGCCUACCGUACACCUUCAUCUGUCAUUGUUCAUCUUGAUAUGGGCUUACAAGUGGUGGUUUAUAAAACUGGCACUGUGGUGGUUGUACUUCCUAGCAAUUAUGCCUCUUAUGUUCAUGGACUUUGUGGGAAUGCCAACUCCAACCCCUAUGAUGACGAAAUUAUGCCUGAUGACGAAGAGGCCCAAAAUAUGCUUGAGUUCGCUCACAGUUGGAGGUUGGGCGGACCGAUGGCUUGUAGGUCAAGCUGCACUUCCAGAGUGAAGAACUGCCCGGUAGAUGCACGGAAAAUUUUUGAAGGCAGUGAUUUUUGUGGUGUACUUGUGAAUGAACUUGGGCCUUUUGCAGAGUGUGCUUUAGUUUUGAAUCCAAAGCCAUACUUCCUCAACUGUGUAGAGGAUGCCUGUUCUUAUGGAGGACAUAACCUGGCUCUCUGCAGUUCCAUUACAUCUUAUGCUGCUGCCUGCCAAGCAGCUCAGUUGCCUGUCAGGCAGUGGAGGAGUGACACUUUCUGUGGUAUGACAUGCCCCAUGAAUAGCCACUAUGAACUGUGUGGCCCUCGAUGCCCUGUUGUGUGUGCUGGACUUUCCUCAUUGACAAGCUGCACUGGUGUUUGUGAGGAGGGCUGCCAGUGUGACCCUGGCUACAUCCUGAGUGAUGGUCAUUGUGUACUGGUGGCAGACUGUGGUUGCUUAAACGAGGGACAAUACCAUCCAGCUGGUUACUUUUACGACGGGAAAAGCUGUCAGAUUUGUCACUGUUAUGAAAGAAAAUUGUCUUGCACCCCUUCUCCAUGCAGGCCCAGAAAUGGCCUCACAUCACUCGCUGACCUUUUUCAUCAGCAACCCAGGCAGUAUGGGGUAUGUGAAGUGUUUGCAGGCGUUGGCUAUGUGACCUUUGAUGGUUUGGUCAUACCUCACUAUGGAAACUGCACCUAUUUAGUGUCUGACCGUUCUCCUAAAGCGCUGUACGGUCACACUGUGUUGCUUAGCUUUGAGAAGACGAUUAGUGACUCAGGUUUUGUUUUAAGAAAACUGGUAUUCAUUUUUAAUUCAGUGAAAAUGACCAUCGAUCCAGAGACUCCAUGGAUAAUACAAGUGAAUGGUGAAGACCAAAGUGUGCCUUACAACAAUGGUUUACUUCAAGCUUAUGAAGACGGUGAUAGGUUGACAAUCACCACUGUUGCUGGAGUGAAACUUGAGCUCUCAUCCUCAAAGUAUCUCAGGCUAAGCAUACCACAGAAUGAUGAUACAGCUUCAGGGUUAUGUGGAAAUUUCAAUGGGGACAAAUCUGAUGACAUGGAACUACGAACUGGUAAUCUUGCCCAAAGUGUAGCAGAGUUUUUACAUAGCUGGUCUGUUGGACAAAGUUGCAAUGAAAUUUCUCAAGAAGACUAUGGUCCGUGCAAAUUGUCUUCGAAUGCCACAUUAGUGUGUGAUGUCCUCUUGACCCCAAGCAUUGAAUUUAGUCACUGCUUGAGCAGGGGAGUUGAAGCCCAUGUUUACAGAGAUGUCUGCCUCAAAGCCAUUUGUGGUGGGUCAGCCUAUAUGGAAGCUGUAUGUUUAGCGCUGGAAGCAUACACUGCAGCCUGCCAGGCCAAGGGAAUAACUGUAGGAUCCUGGAGAGAGAACACCCCCUGCUCUUACAAGUGUCCGGAUCGCAGCAGCCCAAGUCAGUGUGUUGACUCUGCUUCCAACUCGUGUCCUGCCCUGCUGCAGCCUGGGUCCUCAGCAAGUGGCUGUUCUGGAGGCUGCCAGUGCCUGAAUGGAAAUGUGUUCGAUGGAGGCAAAUGUGUACCAGUCAGCCAGUGUGGAUGUAUGGUCCAUGGUAGAUAUGUCAAGGUGGAGGAGCAGCUGUACACUGACAAUUGCACCCAGAGAUGCUGGUGCCACCCACUAGGUGGCGCCCUGUGUGAGAAUGCUGCCUGCAGCCCCGGACAGAUAUGUGCUCUGAGGAAUGGUUCCUGGGGCUGUCAAGUGAAACAGGAAGUCUGUCAACUCAAAGACAGCCUGCAGGUCUCCACUUUCAAUGGGCAGCAGCUGAGCUUGGCACCCAAAACACCUUACAGGUUGAUGGGCCUUUGCGAUGAGGCGGGUCAAAAUUGGUUCAGCUUGAUCUCUUACUAUGGACCCUGUGAUGGCGGCAGCACCAGGCUUGUUACAGUGUUCCAGAUCCUCCUAUUGGGAUUCUCAGUUACGAUCCAAGAUGGCAUAGUGAAGGUGAAUGGACAUGUUGUGCCCCUUCCUCACAGUUUACCUUUAGGGGUGUCCCUGUCCUAUGACAUGACCCAGGACAAGUCAGAGGUGGCAGUGAUCCUGAAGAGAGACUUUGGGUUGGAGGCUGAGUUGGAAAUGGAAAUUGGUGUUACUAUGGUCACACUCAAAGCAUCCCCCUGGUACACCGGAAAAUUAUGUGGCGUCUGUGGAAACCUCAAUGACCCCCACUCGCAUAAGUCACUCAAGACUUGGGUUCUUUCAGACUUUCGAGGCUGCUUCACUCGAGCAAUCGGUCAUCUCCGUAACAAUAUACUAUAAUGUUGAAAUGCAUAUUAAAACAUCUUUUACAA